GUUAAUUGAUGGUUACGUGCACCCGGCACUCAGUGGUUCAAGCCACGGUAUUGCUUUUGGUUCCCCUCUUUGCAGCAAUGGAAAGGCUCUACUACUACGUAGCUCCCGCAUCCACGGCAUACGGGCUGCUGUUUCUCGCGGACCUGGCUAUCCGAACGAUGCUGUUGCCGUCAGAGCGCAACGACAAUGCCCCCGUGGUCUCGCCGGCAAUGCGAUUCGUGAAAAAGUCAUUCAACUUCUGUCUCGAUAUCGUCGCCAUCAUUCCAUUUGAUCAGUUCCUGCCAAAUCCACAGCCGCUCUUGCUGCUCAAGUUCUUUGCGUGUCGCAACUUUUACUACAAGCUCAAAAAGUCGCCGCUCUUUGCGGCGUUUCUCAACUACCUCGACGAGAAGUUUGAGUUCUCCCAGGGACACUUCAUGUUUGCUUUUCUUACCACCUUUCUGCUCCUGGUGCUGCACUGGGAGGCUUGUGCACUCUGGUUGCUAGGGCGAUACAACAACUAUGCCGACUGGGUAGAUGCAUCAGUUGUCCUCCAAGAGCGAGUGCUCGCGCAGUAUAUCUGGACUUUUCAGAUGGCCAUCGCAAACACGUUCCAGAUGAGCUACAAGUCGACCGACACUGUCCAGCAAUGCAUCUUUAUUUCUUUUGUGGUGUUUGCAUCCUUGUUGUAUGCAUCCAUUAUCGCGACACUGUUCUCGUUUGUCGGAUUUGACGGCUCUGCACGGCUCUACCGGCAAAAAAUGGACACGGUCAACGAAUACCUGCGAUACAAGCAGGUUCCUGAGGUCCUCCGACAGCGCGUCCGGGACUUUUACUACGUCAAGUACAAGGGAAAGUACUUUGACGAGGUCGGCCUCCUCAGCGAGUUGAACGUGCCCAUCAUCCGAGACAUUGCCCUUUGGAACUGCAGCGACCUGAUCUCCAAGGUCGACUUUUUGUCACGGCACGAGAACGACGGACGAGACAACCUGUUUUCGUGGCAGAUUGCAAUGGCACUGGUGCCGUGCUACUUUGUCAAGGAUGAAGACAUCUUCAUCGCAGGCGAGGAGGGCGAUUCCAUGUACUUUAUCGAGACCGGCGAGUGCGAAGUAAUUGUCAAUGGCGUCUCAGUAACUCGGCUGAAAGAAGGCAGUUUCUUUGGCGAGCUAUCGCUCAUAUCGGGAGGACGACGGACGGCAACAGUCCGGGCGGCAAAGCAUUGUGUGCUGUACCGGCUGGCGAAGGACGAUUUCAACGAGAUUCUCAUCGAAUACGAGGACGUGCGCCGACGCAUCCAGCUCAUCUACCAAGACAGACUCAAGCGAUCCGAGAAGCAGGAGCGACGGAUCCGCAUCUUGGGAGUACCAAAGCAAAACAGCCUGAGCCGUUCGGUCGCGACCGGUGGCGGGUGAGGGGGAACAGAAAUGCGACGGGACCGGCGAUGGUCCAUGGAACGAGAUUGCCUGAGCGCGCCAGGAACAUCCGGGGCCUGGCCGGCGCAGCGCCGCCAUCAUGCACAAUAGAGGAGCGCUUUUGGACACUG
Molecule: messenger RNA, 1522 nt
Organism: Polychytrium aggregatum
Lineage: Eukaryota; Fungi; Chytridiomycota; Chytridiomycetes; Polychytriales
Product: cyclic nucleotide-binding-like protein
Exons: 5
Coding region: 9-1391 (460 amino acids)
Source: RefSeq, a predicted model, not a curated record